AGCGAUGAAAAGAGGAGUCGUGAUAGAAGACGACUGGCCAGGAUACAGUCUGGACCUGUUCACCUACCCUGAACACUACCAUGAAGACAUAGACAGUGUUUACAUACCAAAUGGGGUCAUCAUGAACAGGGUGGAGCGUCUGGCCCACUACGUCAUGGAUGACUUCGGGGACAGCAUGGUGGUGCUGUGCGUCUUGAAGGGAGGCUACAAGUUCUGCGUAGACCUGGUGGAGUUCAUCAAGGUUCUCGGCCGCAACUCUGACAAGUACCUGGAGACCCGGGUGGAGUUCAUCCGUCUGAAGAGCUACCUAAACGACCAAUCAACAGAGGAGCUGCACAUCAUAGGAAGCCGAGAUCUGUCUUUCCUGCGUGGAAAGAGUGUGCUCAUUGUUGAGGCCAUAGUUGACACAGGAAAGACCAUGAAGGCCCUUCUGAAGCAUGUGGAAACCUUUGAACCCAAGAUGGUCAAGGUCGCAGGUCUGUUGGUGAAGAGGGUCCCUAACAUGGCUGAAAAUCUGACAGACUACAUCGGAUUUGAAAUCCCUAACCACUUUGUUGUCGGUUAUGCCCUGGACUACAAUGAAUACUUCCGCGACCUGAAUCAUAUCUGUGUCAUCAGCAAGACUGGGAAGAUGAAGUACAAGGUUUGAGAAUGAUGCAAGCGGGAACAAAGACAUGGAUGAAUAAAAGAGAGAAACGUUGGUCACCAGGAGAGGACUGUUGGUGACAGAUGGAGGGAGCUUAUGGACGUUGGCAUCCCUGUGCCCGGAUGAUGCCCACUCUGACUCAUGGAAAACACACAGUGGGCGCAGCAGGCCGGCAGUGCGACCGACCGAACAGCGUCUCCUCACCACACUGUAUCUGUUUGUUCCCAACUUUAAUCAGCGUUUACUGGAAAUCAUAACCAAAUACAUGAGAAUCUGGCAAAACUGACAUGUCUGUUGAUUAUGAUCUACACUCACAUGCAACCUCACAGACGUUCAACGAGCAGUCAGCCAUUAAAACAAAAUCUUUGGGUAAAUUGUAUAUUUCAUUUAUUCUAAUUACAAUGACCCACCCACCGCAAGUCGCUACUGCUCCAGUGAGUACAAACACAAUGGAAACAAAACUUUUUGAAUGCCAAAUGUAUUUUAAAAAUCAUUAGUUCUUUCAU
Anoplopoma fimbria (sablefish) is the source of this 1152-nucleotide messenger RNA. It is a transcript of the gene prtfdc1a, whose product is annotated as phosphoribosyl transferase domain containing 1a. Lineage: Eukaryota; Metazoa; Chordata; Actinopteri; Perciformes; Anoplopomatidae. Gene Ontology annotation, biological process: GMP salvage; guanine salvage; IMP salvage. Gene Ontology annotation, molecular function: magnesium ion binding; hypoxanthine phosphoribosyltransferase activity. Bases 5 to 649 code for a protein of 214 amino acids. The record is from RefSeq and is a predicted model, not a curated record. The transcript is spliced from 10 exons.